AUGCUCAAUUUUACUGAUGUUACAGAAUUUAUUCUUUUAGGUUUAACUAGUCGUCCUGAACUACAGCUCCCUCUCUUUGUGGUUUUUUUGCUGAUCUACACUGUCACCCUGCUUGGGAAUAUUGGCAUGAUCAUAUUAAUCGAGAUUAGUCCUCAGCUCAGCAGUCCCAUGUACUUUUUCCUCAGUCACCUAUCUUUUUCAGAUGUGUGGUUCUCCUCAAAUGUCACCCCUAAAAUGUUGGAAAAUCUGGUUUCUGAGAUCAAAACCAUCUCCUAUGCUGGGUGUAUAGUGCAGUGCUUUUUCUUCAUUGCUUUUGUCCACGUGGAAGUCUUCAUCCUGGCUGUCAUGGCCUUUGAUCGCUACAUGGCGAUUGGCAAUCCCCUGCUUUAUGGCAGCAGAAUGUCAAGAACUCUGUGUGUUGGACUCAUCUCUUUCCCUUAUGUGUAUGGCUUCUUUAUCAGUUUGAUCGCAACACUGUGGACCCAUGGUUUGUAUUUCUGUGGAAACAUCCAGAUCAACCAUUUCUACUGUGCAGAUCCGGCUGUCAUCAAAAUAGCCUGCGCUGGGACCUUCAUUAAAGAGUACACCAUGCGCACGUUAGUAGGUCUUAACUUCUCUUACUCCUUAUUGGUCAUUAUUGUCUCAUAUAUAUUCAUCCUCAUUGCCAUCUUGAGAAUGCGUUCUGCAGAAGGAAGGAAGAAAGCCUUUUCCACCUGUGGGUCUCACUUGACAGCUGUCACCGUAUUCUAUGGGACACUCUUCUUUAUGUACCUCAGGAGCCCAACAGAGGAAUCAGUAGAGCAGGGCAAGAUGGUGGCUGUCUUCUACACCACAGUUAUCCCAAUGUUGAACCCCAUGAUCUACAGUCUGAGGAACAAGGACGUGAAGGAAGCCAUGAACAAAGCCAUCAGUAGAAUAUUUUUAACUAAAUAA
Heterocephalus glaber (naked mole-rat) is the source of this 933-nucleotide messenger RNA. RefSeq names its product olfactory receptor 5M3-like. NCBI's taxonomy places the organism in Eukaryota, Metazoa, Chordata, Mammalia, Rodentia, Bathyergidae. Gene Ontology annotation, molecular function: olfactory receptor activity; G protein-coupled receptor activity. Gene Ontology annotation, cellular component: membrane. Gene Ontology annotation, biological process: G protein-coupled receptor signaling pathway. The record is from RefSeq and is a predicted model, not a curated record.